Pogona vitticeps (central bearded dragon) is the source of this 1023-nucleotide messenger RNA. The record is from RefSeq and is a predicted model, not a curated record. NCBI's taxonomy places the organism in Eukaryota, Metazoa, Chordata, Lepidosauria, Squamata, Agamidae.
UUGACCUCAUGUCCAGCUCGCUCUGCACGAAGUCAGCAUGGCGAUCUCUCCUCUCUGUCUUCUCAUUCUUGCUGGCUUGCUAGGAUCCUUGGCUAAUAAAGAUCUUCAAAAUAAAGUGUUCAUUUUCCCGACCGCAUCAAAUCGCGCUGCGGUGUUUUUGAAGGCCCCGCUCCAGCAGCCGCUGACCGGUUUCACCGUGUGCCUGAGAUCCUACACCCUCUUGACCCGUGGAUACGGCCUCUUCUCUUAUGCCACCAGGAGAAGCCACAAUGAACUCCUCCUCUACAAGCUCAGCCCAAACCAAUACAGCCUUUAUGUGGGAGCUUACAGCGUGACCUUCAAUCUUCCGGAAAAGCAGGGCUCAAAAUCUAAUUGGGAACACAUCUGUGUGAGUUGGGAUUCUGCUACGGGGUUAGUGGAAUUGUGGGUGGACGGCCGUCCUUUGCCACGAACGGGGCUGAAGAAAGGUUACUCCAUCAAUCCCGAGGCAUCGAUUGUCCUUGGGCAAGAUCAGGACUCCUUUGGAGGUGGCUUUGCUACCAAAGAGUCAUUUGUGGGAGAGAUGAAGGAUGUGUACAUGUGGGACAGGGUGCUGACGGCGGACGAAGUGAAUCUCGUCUGGAACGGCCACAACGUCAAUAGCAGUUUGAUUAACUGGAGAUCCCUAAAUUAUGAGACCAGAGGUUAUGUGGUUCUUAAACCUUUCUUGUUUCCAGGCUAAUGAUUGAGGAACUGUUCUUCUCUCUCUCUCUCUCUCUACCUUAAAGCAGUCUAAAAAUUGUGCAGCAUUUAUUCAGUAAUGGUUAUCAUGUCAAUUUCAAUGACCUUAAGACUUCGAUGGACAAACUGCCAGCGUAUUCUUCCAAUAAAACUUUGCUUUAAUUUUGUUUCAUUUGCUAUUGAUAAGAAUUUAUGAGUGUCAUCAAGCAGAAAUUCUAUGAAGAAGAAUUUCCAUAUUAAAAAUGGCUAUAAUUGAGAUUUUUAAAAAAUUGAGUCAAGAAAAAUAAAGACUAGUAUAUUUUG